This is a messenger RNA of Synchiropus splendidus (mandarinfish), 5809 nucleotides long. It is a transcript of the gene glis1b, whose product is annotated as zinc finger protein GLIS1. The record is from RefSeq and is a predicted model, not a curated record. Gene Ontology annotation, biological process: regulation of transcription by RNA polymerase II. The coding region runs from base 950 to 3910 and encodes 986 amino acids. Gene Ontology annotation, molecular function: DNA-binding transcription factor activity, RNA polymerase II-specific; RNA polymerase II cis-regulatory region sequence-specific DNA binding. NCBI's taxonomy places the organism in Eukaryota, Metazoa, Chordata, Actinopteri, Syngnathiformes, Callionymidae. Gene Ontology annotation, cellular component: nucleus. The transcript is spliced from 12 exons.
GCAGCAUCAGCCGGCGGAUGAUUUGGAUGAAAGCUAGUGACAUUUGUUAGGAGAAGAGAAUUCCUUGUGGUGGUGUCGAAGCUGGUUAAACAGUCGGUAUUAUGCCGCCAGUAACUUACUGGCCAAAUGGACUCGUCCUUCCAAAACUGUAUGUAUGAAGGUUCAGACCUACCUGAGAGGAACUUUUGUUACCUGUAUGUAAACCCGUUUGUGAUUUACAUGUCAACCAGACCUGCUAUGUUCCUAAAAUAUAAACCUUAUAGUUACAUUUUACAAGCUCAAGAAAGUACUUAUUGUCGUGGACUUGCAAAAUUGAGUCAGGGAAAUGCAGCCAAUCCAUUCCUACUGGUCCAUCUUCAUCUUUUUUAGAUGUGCUUUAUCAUCAUCAUCAUCAUCAUCAUCAUCAUCAUCAUCAUCAUCUUAAAGCACACAUUUGUGCUAUAAAAAUAUUAUCUUUACACGCUGGCUGAACUACUACGAAUAUUGCACAAAAUAUGAAACCCAUUCGUGAAGUAUUUUUCUUCUUCUUAACACCAACUACUAUUCUACUAAAAUAAACACUGUACAACAAUAAAUGUAAUUAUAAAUACUAUUCAGUCACUAUGGAAACAAGAGGAUCGCCAGUUUGGAAGGCGCGUAUCCAGAUAUUUGGACAGAAAUGAUGACGACUUCAAGUCCGACGGGAACGUGGAGUGUUCGGGAACGUGUGCGUUGACGCACUUGUGCCACAUGAAUCAUGGACACACGAUACUCAUCAAUUUGACCCCCAAGUUCAGGAUUUACAAACCCGUCCUCUAUCACGAACCCGGACCGAACCUUCAUUGGCGCUGUGGUCGUGCAGAGCUAUCGGGUGUCAAUCAGUUGUGCGUGGAUGCUGAAGGGACCUUAUCAAUCUGCGAUGACUGCGUGAGGUAAUGCGCGCAGCUGGACUCUGCGUGGGAAGACAUCGAUGCAGAACUACUCCUCACCGAUGUUCGGAAUGGUCAGCCACUGUCAGACGCCCGCUUUCAGCGACUUCACCGCGGGGUUGUCGCUCUCCGUCUACGGUACCAGGACGGCGGCGGACAUCUGCGCGAGGCGAGCCGGGAACGCCGGAUUCGGAUCCCAAAUUUACCGAACUCCACAUGAAUCCCACAUGAGCUGCGCCAGCCCGAAGCGUCUCAGCAGCCUGGAGGAGAAGUCGCACGUGUGCGCCAAGACGUCCUGCUUCUCGCUGCCUCCAGCAUCAGUAAAUGGUGCGUUCAGCUCCGACAAGCCUGUUGAUGCUGAACUGGAUGAAACUGAGGGAACUCUAAUGCGAUGUGAGCAGAGCCUGCCCUCGUCCACUGGAGGUCAUUCUGGGGUUCUUUACCCCCAGAGCUUUCACUGUGACAGAUCUUCUCCUGGCCUUCCACAGGACAGCCAGCAUCAUAACACCAGCAGAUCCUCAUCCACUUUCCAGACGGCACUCCCGGGUGGCUCACCCGACCUUGGCUGUAGCGGUACCAAUGGAGCCAGGUCCUCCCUCUGUUACCCAAUCAAACAAGAACAAACAAUGGGCUACAAGAUUUCCAGCAUGGCACUGGGACUCCACAAUGCUUCACAGGCAGGGUAUCAGAAUUCUACAGAUGGGAUACAUUUAGGGGUGUCGAGGGAUGGGAUGGUUGAAACCUCUCUGGCUGGAAAUGGGGCAAGCGGAGUUUGUGCAUUGGGUGGCGGUGGUAAUGCGUUACCAGAAGAUUCAUUGCCACCGUUUAAUAAUGAAGAUGGCUCCUCCCCGUUGGCUUUGUCCCCAACAAGCUCCCAUCAUUCACCGCGGCCGCUCACUGCUAGCAGUCUGAAGAGACGCUGCCCAUCUAUUGUCACGCAGUGUAGCCGUGCUACAGUCAGUGGAUCGCCGUCCGCUGCUAGCACUGCUGCACAAGAGAUUAAUAUCACCGCUGUCAUCCACGCAUCCUCCCAGAUGUCCAUGGUUGCUUGCGUCAACGGGUUCCGCACCAACCUCUCGCCCAGCCCCACUUGCAGCACUGGCUUUUCCUCAUCGUCUUCCUCUUCUUCUACGUCAUCACCCACAACCUGCUUUUCGAGGGAAGCCCCCUGCAAGCCCCCACCGUCGCAGAGCAGCCCACAGCAGGCCAAACUGCAGGAGAGCUGUCAGCUAUCAUCACCCGCCACCUGCCUGCUGUCCCUCUCCUCUUCAUCCUCUUCAGUGUCAUCGGCGGAGCCGGAGCAGGGCUCCAUGCAGCAAGGACAAGGGCCCGAAGCAUCCCUGGAAGAUGUGAGCAAAGGAGGAGGAUCGGAUAGUUUGGCGCUACUAAUGAGUGGGGUCCUGAUACCUGGGAUGCUGCACUCUGGUUCUGAGGCUGGCACUGUCCUGGAUCGAGGCCAUAGAUCACGCGCAGCCCUCAAACAAGAGCCGCUGGAUGACUUUUCACCCAGCGAAGACCAUCACCACUAUCAACAGCCACACCAUCAACCUGGUCACAGCGGACAUCUGCAUCACUUACACCAGUCUCCUUCUCAAUCUGCCAUGCCGCCACCUUACCACCUGCACCAAUAUGUAGCACCUCGUUCAGGGACUCUUUUGCAUAAUCAUAACUACCAAACUGUACCAGCCCCCCCUCUUGGACUCAAACAAUCCUCCUCCGUCGGCUCUCCAGGGACCCAUAAUGCAGCAGUGCGGGAAGAGUUGCAGGCAGAUAAGCAGGUGUGUCGUUGGAUUGACUGCAGUGCUGCUUAUGAGCAACAGGAGGAGCUUGUGAGGCACAUUGAGAAAGUGCAUAUUGAUCAGCGCAAAGGCGAGGACUUCACCUGUUUCUGGGCGGGCUGCAUUCGCCGCUACAAACCGUUCAACGCACGCUACAAACUUCUUAUUCACAUGAGAGUGCAUUCUGGAGAGAAACCCAACAAGUGUAUGUUUGAGGGCUGUAAUAAAGCGUUUUCACGUUUGGAGAAUUUGAAGAUCCACUUAAGGAGCCACACAGGGGAGAAGCCAUACCUGUGCCAGCACCCGGGCUGCCAGAAAGCCUUCAGCAACUCCAGCGACCGUGCCAAGCAUCAGCGCACUCACUUGGACACAAAACCUUAUGCAUGUCAGAUCCCUGGCUGCACCAAGCGCUACACGGAUCCCAGUUCCCUCCGAAAGCAUGUGAAAAUCCACUCGGCCAAAGAGCAACAGGUGCGUGGAAAGCUCCGGCCCUGUCCUCACCUGGAGCAGGACGCCCUGAGUGACUGUCUGUCCAUGCAGCAUCUUCAUGGCGCCGGUUCUUCACAGCACCUAUACACAAGCAAAGAUGGUCGCUCCCCUGGGAUGAACCAAGACCUCUUUACAGGCCUCUAUGCUGGCUCCAGCAACCCCCACCACAGUGGGUCAGCCGAGCUCCUCGCCCCCGCACCCAACACCGCACUCACCUCCGCCCCUGACCUGCCAUCCCGACAGCACCGGCUGGACCGGGACCUUGGAAGUCCUCAUCACCUGUCCCCGCUGGCUGCCAUGGACGGAACAAGAGACGCGCUCUCGGGUCCUCUCUUGUCUCCUGGCAUGAAGGGAAGCGGGACCCCUCCUCUGGAGAAGCCGCACGGUCACCAUCACCACAAGCCGUACUCCCAUUACCACCAGCAGCAGCAGCCAGCCAAUGAUGAAUACCAAGGAAGCUUCCAGAGCUGCUUCCACUACUCCGACUCCUACCGGAUGGACCAGGCGGUCGCCGGCGUCCACGUCCAAGGGGACUGUCAGUCGUAUUCCUCGCACCAGCACAACGGCUUCCACAUGUCCAGCAGCAACUCAGCAGGCUUCAGCGUGACUCAGGAGCUGCAGGGUGCUGCUGCUGGCUGUCAGUACUCCUCCAGCCAAGAGGACAGUAUCUUCUUCCAGGUGGGCAGCUUCGAUCGCAGCCUGAGCCACAUGUCCUCCGUUUACACAGAAACCUAGAGCCGCCUCCUCUCACCUGCUCCCACAUCACCUGGACUAACUCUUCCCCCCCUGCCCCCAGAGCUGCCCAGCAACAGGUCGAGCUCAGUCUGCACACAGGAUCCCAUAAAUCCAUGAUGCGACACACAGUGGAAAAUAUUCCACAAAACAUUAAACUGAGUUUGAGUUAUAGCCACAUGUGAGGAAUACAUUUAUGGCGAGUUAAAAACACUCAGCAGUCCGCUGUUUUCCAACAGUUUUUUUUCUUAACACAAAUAGAUGAAAAUAAGUAGCAUCUGUACAAAUCAAAUCAUUACCGUUGUUCCUUCUCCAGUGUGAGGUAUUAAUAUUUAUUUUAGUUGAGGUGGAGGCGAAGAACAUCUUGUCAUCCAAUCAAACCACAGGCAGAACAAACAGUGCUGGACUCAGUUGUUGUCCACACACGUUUAAAACUAAAAUUGUUUCCACAAAUCUCCAAACAUUUUGAAUGUGCAUGGUGUUUUUGAAUUUCAGAUUCACCCUUAUUCCUAAGGAGUUGACUGGUUCGUCUACUGUGGUUUGCCGCCUUACAGCAAGCCCCGCCUACUUCAUUUAUAAAGCCGAUGUCAAGCAAAAUUACCCUCUCUGGAACAUGACUUUUGCGUACACACCAGUGUCAGAUCGCAGCAACACAAAACAGGAUUUUGAAAGCUUUGUUGAAUUUAGUUAUCGGUAUUGGCACUUGUAGUGGAGUUCAAAGAGAAAACCAACCACUGUUGUUAUAAGCGUUAAGUAAAGUCGCCACGCACUUCCCAUAUUUUUACUUGAUACCUAUGUCAGUUAUCAGUCCAGGCAAUGACCAGUGCCGUCGUACAUAUUGGCCUGUAGGGUACCAGUGUCGCCUCCUUGGUACAGCAGGCUGCAAUCACCCCAUUCUGAGGGCCAGUACGCUCUGACUUCAGUUACAGCAGUGCAUGACAUCACGUGACCAUAGGAAGCUUUCCUGAUGUAAGUGGUCGUAGUUUGUAAAUGGGAGUAUAUUUACAUACAUACAUGGCACCUUUUUAGGGGGUUUUAUGACAUCAAUGGCAAAAGAUAAUAAUAAGUCAAGUGUUAUUACAGUUUAAAUAAAGUUGUGGACAGAGAAAAAAAAUUGAGCUGCCUCUGUUUAAAUUAAGUUUCGUCAAAAGACAAGAAAAAAAAGCUUAGCUCAUUCAAGAAAGGGUGAUGAGAACCUGCUGUACCAACUAGGAGGCAGAGUGGGCGCCAAGCGGCUCUUAGGAAGGGCUGAGAAGUAUUAUGAAAGUAGCCAUUCAUUUUGCUGAUGACGCUAUAUUUGUGUCAGUUUCUUAGCUAAUGGUACGUGCGAGUCUGAUUCCGUCAAACCUCUGGAAAACAUCUGAUGACCGGUGGUGCGUUCAUGUGCCAUUGGGAAGUCUGGAAAAGUCUUGCCCAUUGAAGGAUUCUUCCUUACUGUGGAAGAAAAGCAUUUGAAACGAACUCUGUCUUCAUCACGUUUCACAUCCCACCGCCACACAUGGGGAACAUUUCGAUGAAAUAACAAAGGUGUGCUAAUGGAAGUUUUGAGCCCCAAAAUAAAAUGUCUUGUGGAAGUGUUCAAACCAGCCUUGUACUUCACCGCCGUCGCGCCUUCCUCUCUCCUGUAAUCUGCUCUAGACUGACGUGUAGAGAUUAUAUCAUAUUUGCUGUGUUAUUUUAGCUGUGGAAAAUAAUCUUGCUCAUUUUUUCUUAUUGCUUUUUGAAUGUGUCGCGGGAGGAGUUAGAUGAAUCCAAAUACUUCACCAUACUUUAUUAUUAUAUGUAUAAAAUGUACAGUUUGUUUACAGUUUGUCAGUUCUCAAGUCAAGAAAUAAAUACCUGUUUGAUCCAAGUUGUUCGUGUGUGCCUCACAUUUCACAAAAUCUCAGUGAGCUUAUCUUA